Tribolium castaneum (red flour beetle) is the source of this 3464-nucleotide messenger RNA. RefSeq names its product WD repeat, SAM and U-box domain-containing protein 1. Gene Ontology annotation, biological process: protein ubiquitination. The coding region runs from base 155 to 2776 and encodes 873 amino acids. The transcript has 13 exons. The record is from RefSeq and is a predicted model, not a curated record. Gene Ontology annotation, molecular function: ubiquitin-protein transferase activity; protein binding. NCBI's taxonomy places the organism in Eukaryota, Metazoa, Arthropoda, Insecta, Coleoptera, Tenebrionidae.
GUGCAGUUACAUCGCGGCCGGAUGCACACUGGAAAAAUAACGACGCUGAUUACUCAUUUCGACGCGUCGUGACGGCGACGACGGCGGAGGCACGCACGCCGGAGACGCGGACCAAGACGACGGCGUCGAGGCGCCCCAGAGUGCCGCGGCGAAAAUGUCAAUCACCGGAAAUGAAAUAAAAAUAAUCCAGAGCUUAAGCGGGCACCGAAGUGACGUAACCUCGAGCGACUUCGCUUCCGAUUACACGCUAGUGACCGGAUCCAGCGAUAAAACCGUCCGCGUCUGGGAAUGGGUCCGAGGCUUCGGGUACGUCGAACGGGCGUUCUCGCCCCUCAGAGGCCACAAGUACCAGGUCACUUGUGUGCGCAUUUCCCCCCAGGGGGCCAUGCUGGCCAGUGCCUCGGUCGACGGUACUGCCGUUUUGUGGAACCUGCAUUCGGGGCUUAAAAUAUACACUAUGGUGCAAGUGAACGGAGAUGCGAUCCGAGUCUGCAGAUUUGCGCCUGACAGCUCCAUUCUGGUCACAGCGGGAGAUAAUGGAGCUGUAUGCGUCUGGGAUUUGGUUCAUAGGAGCCUGAUAAGAACAAUCGUCGAACACGAGGGCACCACCACCUCCCUCACCUUCACCCCCGACUCCCAAUACCUGAUAAGCGCUUGUUCCUUGGAAGUCCUCAAAAUCUGGUACGUGCAAGACCUGGUGGACACCACCUCAGACUCGUCCUGUUGCCCUGUGGCAAAGUGCGAAAACGCCCACGACUUGGGCGUCGUCUGCGCCGAAAUAAGCAAAAAGAUCACCACUGACGAAGACGACCCCCUCAUCAAACGGUACACAAUGGCCACCAGCGGCAACAGCAACGAAAUCAAAAUCUGGACAAUAACGUCAAAAUCCACCCCCAAACACAAAAACGCCGUUAAUGAGGUGGCAGUGGAGUAUUGUGAUAGUUUCGACGGACAUAAUUCCUCAGUCACUUGUAUCAGAUACACGAACAAUGGCGCGUAUUUAGUGUCGUCGAGUUUAGAUAAACUGGUGAAAAUCUGGGACGAGGAGGGCAAUUGUGUGGCCACACUUCGGGGGCACACGAGAUACGUGAAUUGCGUGGCGGUGUCAAAAGACUGCCUCUUGGCGGCUUCGGGUUCCACAGGUUCGAAUGAUAAACUUAUACUGGUAUGGGAUUUGACCGGUAAUUUGACCACCGAUUCGGAAUUAGUCAAACCACUGCGGUUGUCAUUUAAUUCACUUGGGGCUAUCCCAGAACUGCAGUUAAUGAGGAACGCCGAAAGUAACGAUAAUGAGGUGAAAUUGUUGGAGAAAAUUGACGAUAUCUCGGAAGGUGCAAUUAAUUGUUGCUCGUUUAACAGUAGCGGGAUUCUCGCGACGGGCUCAGGUGAUAAAUUAGUGAGACUGUUUCGAGUUGUUGAAGAAAAUAACAACGUCGAAGAACUCAGCUACUCACCUUUGGAGGGGCACACGUAUCCAGUGAAUUACGUGGAGUUUUCCAGGGAUGGGUCAAAGUUAGCCUCGUGUUCCCUGGAUGGGGGCACCAACAUUUGGGAAUCAGAGACAGGGGAAAAAGUCGCUUCGUUGCCUGAAAACAGCCUCAGCGUCAAAGUGUGUCGCUUUUCCCCUGAUGGAAAUUUCCUUAUAACAGCGGGCGACGACGAAAAGGCCACAAUUUGGGACUCGGAGUUCAAACCAAUUGCCACCCUUGAAGGGCACUUGGACGCUGUGACUUCAGCCAGUUUCACCCCCGACGCUGCUAUAAUUGCAACAACGUCCUUCAAUGCGGACUUCCGGUUGUGGAAAAACGAAAGUUACGAAACCAUUACAGUGCAAGAAGACGCUCACGAUUACGGCAUACAAAGCUGCGAUUUUUCGCAAAAUUUGGAACCAGUCCCUAAUAACAUUAUCGACGUUCAAAGUUACCUCCUUGGGACUUGUGGGAACGAUGGUUUUGUUAAAUUGUGGAGGAUUUCGGUGCCGAAAAAAAAUGACGAAUUGGGGUUUGAAGAGAUCGAAGUCAAGGUUUGGCGGGUUUUAAGGGGACAUGGGGGCAAUGUAAUUUGCGUGCGAUUUUCGCCAAAUGUGAGCGAAAUUAUAUGUUCGACGGCUACGGACCGUCAAGCGAGAAUUUGGUCGGUCUAUAGUGCUGAAUGUCUUUACGUCCUCGAUCAUGAUUCGAUAGUUACAGCUUGCGCUUUCAGCAGCGAUUGUUCCUUAGUUGCCACAGGUUGCAUAGAUAAGACCUUAUGGCUGUGGAGGAUGCCCCAACAAUUGGUGUUUAGGACGAUAGUUGCGACAAAAAUCCAGUGCCGGACCAAGGCCCUGAUCGACUGGUCCACGAGCGACGUCGUCAGGUGGCUCAGAAACAUGGACUUGGCAGACAUGACCGAAAACGCGCAAAAUACGUUCCUGGACGGACAAAAAAUCUUAACACUUAGUGAAGAACAGAUCUGCUCGGGUCUCGAAUUAAGUGAAGAGCAGUCGGAGAGACUGAGUCGGGAGCUCCGCUGGUUGAAGCAAGACGAGCUGCAAAUUUCGCAAACAAAAAAUUGCGAAAUUCCGCACGAAUUUUUGUGCCCCAUAACCCAUGAAAUAAUGAGAGAACCGGUUACUUGCAGUGACGGUUUCACAUAUGAAAAAAAUGCGAUUUGUGAAUGGUUCAUGUCGGGAAAGUAUUCAAGUCCUUUAACUAACGAAAUUUUAACGAACACCGAAUACACCUACAAUCACGAGUUGAGAAAUGCGAUUCAUUCGUUUUUGGAGCAAGAUGAUUAAACACCAGUGAACAUAUCACCAAAUUGCUGUAGUGCCUUAGGUCUGUCUACAGUGCCACGGACUUGCCGCAAUGUUAUAUUCAAAUUUUUUUGCAAUGUUCUGUUCUUGCUUUCGUCAACUUUUUAUACUUUUCGGCAACGCUACCGAGUGUUUGCGGUUUCUGAGGAAGCCAAAUACUUACGACAGGCAACGUGGGGAAACACCAGUGAACAUAUCACCAAAAAUGCUGUAGUGCCUUAGGUUUCAUCUACAGUGCCACAAAAGUUACGUCAGGUGAUUAAUACUUUCAUGAAGACUGUUUUUAAAUGUAUUUAGUGCCUUUUUAACAUUCUCGCACUUUAUAUUAUGAAACUCAUGAAAGCCAACACUGUGAUAUACGGUCAAAAAUUACCACAACGCACGGUGGGACAAAAAAUUUGGCCAAAUUAUAGAUUCUUACGUCAUAUUUUUCAAGAAUAUCGGGGGCAUUUCUGGUUGCAGUUUGUGUGUAAAAUUUUUAAUAUUAUAAUGUAUGUACGGGUUUAAAAAAAUGCAACUAAUUCUUCUUAUUUUUUAAUAUACAUUUUGGCUGGGUUUGCAGUCAGCGGUCCCACUGUGCAACGGCACGACUUUUAACUUUCCGCACCACCAAUUUGAUAGUUUUAAGCUUGUGUUGUGUAUACAGGAAAAUAAAACAAGUUCUGUUGUA